Messenger RNA from Parnassius apollo (apollo), 10218 nucleotides. NCBI's taxonomy places the organism in Eukaryota, Metazoa, Arthropoda, Insecta, Lepidoptera, Papilionidae. The record is from the annotation of a GenBank genome assembly.
UUGUGUCGUGGUUUUUCGCGUGUGCAAGGGCCCCAUGAAGCGGCUGUCAUGCACAUAGCGACAUUGAUUGCAUUCGUGCAGCUGUCGCUCGCUACAGCUGUUUCAGAUGGCGUCCAAACCCUCACUGCGGCAGAGUUGAACCUUCAGCUGGCUGGUGACAACUCUUUAUCACCGUUCUACGAAACCAGUGAUGAUACCGCGGUGCAUUUUAUGCGAGGGUCGAGGGCAGUUGACUCUCCUCUCUCGCCCGAUAUCGAUGUACAAUGUACCGCUGAUUAUAUUGAAGUAACGGUUGAAUUUGCUGAUGUAUAUGACGGUAUUAUAUACAGCAAGGGAUACCUGAACGAUCCAAAAUGCAAAUAUGUAACUCUUGGCGGAAGUCAGUCGCGUUACUCGUUCAGAGUGCCUCUGAACGGCUGUGGAUCUCGACCUCUGUGCAAUGCUUGUGGAACAAUUGAUAAUGUUCUCGUAUUCCAAGCCGAUGACUUCGUUCAGGGUUCACUGGACUUUGCUAGAAAGGUAUCAUGUGUAAGGACUUCACUGGAAGUAUCAACUGGUGGAACGAGAGAGGAGCAAACGCACGUUUUAAAACUUAAACCAUUUAUGGUGGAUAUGCUCGAUGUGGUUGCUGUCCAAGGUCCCGCUGGUGGGGUUGAGUGCUGGAUGGAUAUUCAAAAAGGAGUAUUUCCUAACACUACUCCUUUUGAAAGUUCAAUCAAAAUUGGUGAAUAUCUAACAAUCUUAGUGUACUUGAAGGACGUAAGAAACCAAUUUAAUCUUAAAAUUCACGACUGCUGGGCUUAUGAUAGCGACAGCUACGACAGCCCUAAGACGAAUAAAAUACAACUAACCGAUAAACAAGGAUGUCCUAAGAAGAAAAAACUCAUCGAUCAAUGGCAAAAGUCUACAAAUACUGGCAAAAGUGGGGCAACUUUGAUUGCGUAUAGUAAAGUUAGCGCUUUUCGAUUUCCCGAAACGGAUCAAGUAUAUUUAACCUGUAAUGUUGAGCUCUGUAGGAGUAACUGCGACUCAUCAUGUGAUGGGUCAAUCAAGGAAAUUUCAACAACAUUCAGACCACAGACACAGUGUUACCCAGGCUCUUUGGAUCCACAGUGUCAGUUAAAUACUGCACCGCCCCAAAUUAAAUGCUAUCCCGAUAGUUCUGACCCACAAUGUAAGGAACCUACACCAGCGCCACCAAAAUGCUACCCGGGAUCAGACGACCCACGUUGUCCCAAAGCUUCAACUCCCCCACCAACCAAAUGUUACCCUGGAAGCACCGACCCCCGCUGUCCCACACCAACCAAACCCGAUGCAUCAAGAUGCUACCCGGGAUCAGAUGAUUCUCGAUGCCCACAACAAACUACUCCCACCCCACCAAAAUGCUAUCCUGGAAGCAAAAAUCCGCGUUGUCCUAAACCGACAACUCCCGCCCCACCAAAUUGUUACCCAGGCAGCAAUGACCCCCGCUGUCCUAAACCAACCAAACCCGAGGCACCCAACUGCUACCCCGGAAGCACCGAUCAACGGUGUCCGAAACCAACUACACCUUCCCAACCAAAUUGUUAUCCCGGAAAUAGUGACCCUCGUUGUCCUAAACCAACUACACAAGCCCCGCCUAGGUGUUAUCCGGGCUCUUCCGACCCGAGAUGCCCCCAACCAACAACUCCUGCUCCUCCGAAAUGUUUCCCUGGAAGCAACGAUCCUAGAUGUCCUAAGCCUACGACUCCCAAACCAGUUUGUUACCCAGGUUCUUCUGAUCCCAACUGCCCCCAGCCAUCUAGACCAACGACAUUAAAUCCACCUACGUAUUUACCUCCGACAACAUCGCAACAGAAAUGUUUCCCAGGAUCCUCAGACCCUAGUUGUACACAACCUACAACACCCACUCCACCAAAUUGCUAUCCUGGAAGCACUGACCCACGUUGCCCUAAACCAACAACACCCGCUCCACCUAAGUGUUACCCAGGCUCUAACGAUCCACGCUCUUCCGACCCGAGAUGCCCCCAACCAACAACUCCCGCUCUUCCGAAAUGUUUCCCUGGAAGCAACGAUCCUAGAUGUCCUAAGCCUACGACUCCCAAACCAGUUUGUUACCCAGGUUCUUCUGAUCCCAACUGCCCCCAGCCAUCUAGACCAACGACAUUAAAUCCACCUACGUAUUUACCUCCGACAACAUCGCAACAGAAAUGUUUCCCAGGCUCCUCAGACCCUAGUUGUACACGACCUACAACACCCACUCCACCAAAUUGCUAUCCUGGAAGCACUGACCCACGUUGCCCUAAACCAACAACACCCGCUCCACCUAACUGUUACCCAGGCUCUAACGAUCCACGUUGUCCGAAACCAACUACACCCACACCACCCAGAUGUUUCCCUGGUUCAGAAGACCCACGUUGUCCAAAGCCAACAACGCCGGCUCCUCCUAGAUGUUACCCAGGAAGUACAGAUCCUCGUUGCCCGAAACCAACUACUCCUGCUCCACCAAACUGUUACCCCGGAAGCACAGAUCCGCGCUGUCCUAAACCGACAACUCCAGCCCAACCCAACUGUUAUCCGGGCAGCAGCGACCCACGCUGUCCUAAACCAACCACACCCGAGGCUCCGAGAUGCUACCCGGGAUCAGAUGAUCCUCGUUGUCCGAAACCUACAACCACCGCUCGACCCAACUGUUACCCAGGAAACACUGACCCACGUUGUCCUAGGCCAACUACACCCACUCCGCCAAAGUGUUUCCCAGGUUCCAACGAUCCACGUUGUCCGAAACCAACUACACCCGCUCCACCAAGAUGUUAUCCAGGAUCAAAUGACCCUCGUUGUCCCAAACCAACUACACAAGCUCCGCCUAGGUGUUAUCCAGGCUCUUCCGACCCGAGAUGCCCCCAACCAACAACUCCCGCUCUUCCGAAAUGUUUCCCUGGAAGCAACGAUCCUAGAUGUCCUAAGCCUACGACUCCCAAACCAGUUUGUUACCCAGGUUCUUCUGAUCCCAACUGCCCCCAGCCAUCUAGACCAACGACAUUAAAUCCACCUACGUAUUUACCUCCGACAACAACGCAACAAAAAUGUUUCCCGGGCUCCUCAGACCCUAGUUGUCCACGACCUACAACACCCGCUCCUCCAAAUUGCUAUCCUGGAAGCACUGACCCACGUUGCCCUAAACCAACAACACCCGCUCCACCUAAGUGUUACCCAGGCUCUAACGAUCCACGUUGUCCGAAACCAACUACACCCGCUCCACCACGAUGUUAUCCAGGAUCAAAUGACCCUCGUUGUCCCAAACCAACUACACAAGCUCCGCCUAGGUGUUAUCCAGGCUCUUCCGACCCGAGAUGCCCCCAACCAACAACUCCAGCUCCUCCGAAAUGUUUCCCUGGAAGCAACGAUCCUAGAUGUCCUAAGCCUACGACUCCCAAACCAGUUUGUUACCCAGGUUCUCCUGAUCCCAACUGCCCUCAGCCGUCUAGGCCAACAACAUUAAAUCCACCUACGUAUUUACCUCCGACAACAUCGCAACAAAAAUGUUUCCCGGGCUCUUCAGACCCUAGUUGUCCACGACCUACAACAUCCGCUCCUCCAAAUUGUUAUCCUGGAAGCACUGACCCACGUUGCCCUAAACCAACAACGCCCGCUCCACUAAAUUGUUAUCCUGGGACCGCCCCCUCUAACUGUUACCCAGGCUCUAACGAUCCCCGUUGUCCGAAACCAACUACACCCACACCACCCAGAUGUUUCCCUGGUUCAGACGACCCACUUUGUCCAAAGGCAACAACGCCGGCUCCUCCUAGAUGUUACCCAGGAAGUACAGAUCCUCGUUGCCCGAAACCAACUACUCCUGCUCCACCAAACUGUUACCCCGGAAGCACAGAUCCGCGCUGCCCUAAACCCACAACACCAGCCCCACCCAACUGUUAUCCCGGCAGCAGCGACCCCCGCUGUCCUAUACCAACCACACCCGAGGCUCCGAGAUGCUACCCGGGAUCAGAUGAUCCUCGUUGUCCGAAACCUACUACCACCGCUCGACCCAACUGUUACCCAGGAAACACUGACCCACGUUGUCCUAAGCCAACUUCACCCGCGCCGCCAAAGUGUUUCCCAGGUUCCAACGAUCCACGUUGUCCGAAACCAACUACACCCGCUCCACCAAGAUGUUAUCCAGGAUCAGAUGACCCACGGUGUCCGAAACCAACUACGCCUUCCCAACCAAAUUGUUAUCCCGGAAAUAAUGACCCUCGUUGUCCCAAACCAACUACAGAAGCCCCGCCUAGGUGUUAUCCAGGCUCUUCCGACCCGAGAUGCCCCCAACCAACAACUCCUGCUCCUCCGAAAUGUUUCCCUGGAAGUAACGAUCCUAGAUGUCCUAAGCCUACGACUCCCAAACCAGUUUGUUACCCAGGUUCUCCUGAUCCCAACUGCCCCCAGCCGUCUAGGCCAACAACAUUAAAUCCACCUACGUAUUUACCUCCGACAACAUUGCAACAAAAAUGUUUCCCGGGCUCUUCAGACCCUAGUUGUCCACGACCUACAACACCCGCUCCUCCAAAUUGUUAUCCUGGAAGCACUGACCCACGUUGCCCUAAACCAACAACGCCCGCUGCACCUAACUGUUACCCAGGCUCUAACGAUCCACGUUGUCCGAAACCAACUACACCCACACCACCCAGAUGUUUCCCUGGAUCAGACGACCCACGUUGUCCAAAGCCAACAACGCCGGCUCCUCCUAGAUGUUACCCAGGAAGUACAGAUCCUCGUUGCCCGAAACCAACUACUCCUGCUCCACCAAACUGUUACCCCGGAAGCACAGAUCCGCGCUGUCCUAAACCGACAACUCCAGCCCCACCCAACUGUUAUCCCGGCAGCAGCGACCCCCGCUGUCCUAAACCAACCACACCCGAGGCUCCGAGAUGCUACCCGGGAUCAGAGGAUCCUCGUUGUCCGAAACCUACAACCACCGCUCGACCUAACUGUUACCCAGGAAACACUGACCCACGUUGUCCUAAGCCAACUACACCCGCUCCGCCAAAGUGUUUCCCAGGUUCCAAUGAUCCACGUUGUCCGAAACCAACUACACCCGCUCCACCAAGAUGUUAUCCAGGAUCAAAUGACCCACGGUGUCCUAAACCAACUACGCCUUCCCAACCAAAUUGUUAUCCCGGAAAUAGUGACCCUCGUUGUCCCAAACCAACUACACAAGCCCCGCCUAGGUGUUAUCCAGGCUCUUCCGACCCGAGAUGCCCCCAACCAACAACUCCUGCUCCUCCGAAAUGUUUCCCUGGAAGCAACGAUCCUAGAUGUCCUAAGCCUACGACUCCCAAAUCAGUUUGUUACCCAGGUUCUCCUGAUCCCAACUGCCCUCAGCCGUCUAGGCCAACAACAUUAAAUCCACCUACGUAUUUACCUCCGACAACAUCGCAACAAAAAUGUUUCCCGGGCUCUUCAGACCCUAGUUGUCCGCGACCUACAACACCCGCUCCUCCAAAUUGUUAUCCUGGAAGUACUGACCCACGUUGCCCUAAACCAACAACGCCCGCUCCACCUAACUGUUACCCAGGCUCUAAAGAUCCACGUUGUCCGAAACCAACUACACCCACACCACCCAGAUGUUUCCCUGGUUCAGACGACCCACGCUGUCCAAAGCCAACAACGCCGGCUCCUCCUAGAUGUUACCCAGGAAGUACAGAUCCUCGUUGCCCGAAACCAACUACUCCUGCUCCACCAAACUGUUACCCCGGAGGCACAGAUCCGCGCUGUCCUAAACCGACAACUCCAGCCCCACCCAACUGUUAUCCCGGCAGCAGCGACCCCCGCUGUCCUAAACCAACCACACCCGAGGCUCCGAGAUGCUACCCGGGAUCAGAGGAUCCUCGUUGUCCGAAACCUACAACCACCGCUCGACCCAACUGUUACCCAGGAAACACUGACCCACGUUGUCCUAAGCCAACUACACCCGCUCCGCCAAAGUGUUUCCCAGGUUCCAACGAUCCACGUUGUCCGAAACCAACUACACCCGCUCCACCAAGAUGUUAUCCAGGAUCAAAUGACCCACGGUGUCCUAAACCAACUACGCCUUCCCAACCAAAUUGUUAUCCCGGAAAUAAUGACCCUCGUUGUCCCAAACCAACUACACAAGCCCCGCCUAGGUGUUAUCCAGGCUCUUCCGACCCGAGAUGCCCCCAACCAACAACUCCUGCUCCUCCGAAAUGUUUCCCUGGAAGCAACGAUCCUAGAUGUCCUAAGCCUACGACUCCCAAACCAGUUUGUUACCCAGGUUCUCCUGAUCCCAACUGCCCUCAGCCGUCUAGGCCAACAACAUUAAAUCCACCUACGUUUUUACCUCCGACAACAUCGCAACAAAAAUGUUUCCCGGGCUCUUCAGACCCUAGUUGUCCACUACCUACAACACCUGCUCCCCCAAAUUGUUAUCCUGGAAGCACUGACCCACGUUGCCCUAAACCAACAACGCCCGCUCCACCUAACUGUUACCCAGGCUCUAACGAUCCACGUUGUCCGAAACCAACUACACCCACACCACCCAGAUGUUUCCCUGGUUCAGACGACCCACGUUGUCCAAAGCCAACAACGCCGGCUCCUCCUAGAUGUUACCCAGGAAGUACAGAUCCUCGUUGCCCGACACCAACUACUCCUGCUCCACCAAACUGUUACCCCGGAAGCACAGAUCCGCGCUGUCCUAAACCUACAACUCCAGCCCCACCCAACUGUUAUCCUGGCAGCAUCGACCCCCGCUGUCCUAAACCAACCACACCCGAGGCUCCGAGAUGCUACCCGGGAUCAGAGGAUCCUCGUUGUCCGAAACCUACAACCACCGCUCGACCCAACUGUUACCCAGGAAACACUGACUCACGUUGUCCUAAGCCAACUACACCCGCUCCGCCAAAGUGUUUCCCAGGUUCCAAUGAUCCACGUUGUCCGAAACCAACUACACCCGCUCCACCAAGAUGUUAUCCAGGAUCAAAUGACCCACGGUGUCCGAAACCAACUACACCUUCCCAACCAAAUUGUUAUCCCGGAAAUAGUGACCCUCGUUGUCCUAAACCAACUACACAAGCCCCGCCUAGGUGUUAUCCAGGCUCUUCCGACCCGAGAUGCCCCCAACCAACAACUCCUGCUCCUCCGAAAUGUUUCCCUGGAAGCAACGAUCCUAGAUGUCCUAAGCCUACGACUCCCAAACCAGUUUGUUACCCAGGUUCUCCUGAUCCCAACUGCCCUCAGCCGUCUAGGCCAACAACAUUAAAUCCACCUACGUAUUUACCUCCGACAACAUCGCAACAAAAAUGUUUCCCGGGCUCCUCAGACCCUAUUUGUCCACGACCUACAACAUCCGCUCCUCCAAAUUGUUAUCCUGGAAGCACUGACCCACGUUGCCCUAAACCAACAACGCCCGCUCCACUUAACUGUUACCCAGGCUCUAACGAUCCACGUUGUCCGAAACCAACUACACCCACACCACUCAGAUGUUUCCCUGGAUCAGACGACCCACGCUGUCCAAAGCCAACAACGCCGGCUCCUCCUAGAUUCUACCCUGGCAGCAGAGACCCCCGCUGUCCUAAACCAACUACACCCGAGGCUCCGAGAUGCUACCCGGGAUCAGAGGAUCCUCGUUGUCCGAAACCUACAACCACCGCUCGACCCAACUGUUACCCAGGAAACACUGACCCACGUUGUCCUAAGCCAACUACACCCGCUCCGCCAAAGUGUUUCCCAGGUUCCAAUGAUCCACGUUGUCCGAAACCAACUACACCCGCUCCACCAAGAUGUUAUCCAGGGUCAAAUGACCCACGGUGUCCGAAACCAACUACGCCUUCCCAACCAAAUUGUUAUCCCGGAAAUAAUGACCCUCGUUGUCCCAAACCAACUACACAAGCCCCGCCUAGGUGUUAUCCAGGCUCUUCCGACCCGAGAUGCCCCCAACCAACAACUCCUGCUCCUCCGAAAUGUUUCCCUGGAAGCAACGAUCCUAGAUGUCCUAAGCCUACGACUCCCAAACCAGUUUGUUACCCAGGUUCUCCUGAUCCCAACUGCCCUCAGCCGUCUAGGCCAACAACAUUAAAUCCACCUACGUAUUUACCUCCGACAACAUCGCAACAAAAAUGUUUUCCGGGCUCUUCAGACCCUAGUUGUCCACGACCUACAACAUCCGCUCCUCCAAAUUGUUAUCCUGGAAGUACUGACCCACGUUGCCCUAAACCAACAACACCCGCUCCACCUAACUGUUACCCAGGCUCUAACGAUCCACGUUGUCCGAAACCAACUACACCCACACCACUCAGAUGUUUCCCUGGAUCAGACGACCCACGCUGUCCAAAGCCAACAACGCCCGCUCCUCCUAGAUGUUACCCAGGAAGUACAGAUCCUCGUUGCCCGAAACCAACUACUUCUGCUCCACCAAACUGCUACCCUGGCAGCAGAGACCCCCGCUGUCCUAAACCAACUACACCCGAGGCUCCGAGAUGCUACCCGGGAUCAGAGGAUCCUCGAUGUCCGAAACCUACAACCACCGCUCGACCCAACUGUUACCCAGGAAACACUGACCCACGUUGUCCUAAGCCAACUACACCCUCUCCGCCAACUUGUUUCCCAGGUUCCAAUGAUCCACGUUGUCCGAAACCAACUACACCCGCUCCACCAAGAUGUUAUCCAGGGUCAAAUGACCCACGGUCUCCUCCUAGAUGUUACCCAGGAAGUACAGAUCCUCGUUGCCCGAAACCAACUACUUCUGCUCCACCAAACUGCUACCCCGGAAGCACAGAUCCGCGCUGUCCUAAGCCGACAACUCUAGCCCCACCCAACUGUUACCCUGGCAGCAGAGACCCCCGCUGUCCUAAACCAACCACACCCGAGGCUCCGAGAUGCUACCCGGGAUCAGAUGAUCCUCGUUGUCCGAAACCUACGACUACCGCUCGACCCAACUGUUACCCAGGAAACACUGACCCACGUUGUCCUAAGCCAACUACACCCGCUCCGCCAAGAUGUUAUCCAGGAUCAAAUGACCCACGGUGUCCGAAACCAACUACACCUUCCCAAUUAAAUUGUUAUCCCGGUAAUAAUGACCCUCGUUGUCCCAAACCAACUACACAAGCCCCGCCUAGGUGUUAUCCAGGCUCUUCCGACCCGAGAUGCCCCCAACCAACUACUCCUGCUCCUCCGAAAUGUUUCCCUGGAAGCAACGAUCCUAGAUGUCCUAAGCCUACGACUCCCAAACCAGUUUGUUACCCAGGCUCUCCUGAUCCCAACUGCCCUCAACCGUCUAGGCCAACAACAUUAAAUCCACCUACGUAUUUACCUCCGACAACAUCGCAACAAAAAUGUUUUCCGGGCUCUUCAGACCCUAGUUGUCCACGACCUACAACAUCCGCUCCUCCAAAUUGUUAUCCUGGAAGUACUGACCCACGUUGCCCUAAACCAACAACGCCCGCUCCACCUAACUGUUACCCAGGCUCUAACGAUCCACGUUGUCCGAAACCAACUACACCCACACCACUCAGAUGUUUCCCUGGAUCAGACGACCCGCGUUGUCCAAAGCCAACAACGCCGGCUGCUCCUAGAUGUUACCCAGGAAGUAAAGAUCCGCGUUGCCCGAAACCAACUACUCCUGCUCCUUCAAACUGCUACCCCGGAAGCACAGAUCCGCGCUGUCCUAAACCGACAACUCCAGCCCCACCCAACUGUUACCCUGGCAGCAGCGACCCCCGCUGUCCUAAGCCAACCACACAAGUGCCUCCUAAAUGUUAUCCUGGAAAUAAUGAUCCAAGGUGUCCACAAACUUCUUCCACUCCCAGUUCUUGUUACCCAGGAUCCAAAGAUCCGAAGUGUCCUCAACCUUUUGCACCAAGUAGCACUAAUCCACCUUCAACAUACUUACCACCUUUUCCAGAAGAGAAUGAGAUAAAAUCUGGUAGAACUAGCCGACUCUCCGAAAAAAGUUUUGAUUAUUACGACGAACCUCAAUUAAGCGCUGAUGACUUCGAGUUUUCCCGAACAAAACCGCGAACAAGAAAUAUCAGGGAUGUAAGCAAACUGCAGGCGAGCUUCCGAGAAGUUUCGAGUGGAUUGGGAAUAAUACAUAUGUGUAUCGGUGGUUCCAUAUUCCUUGUCGUGUUGUCUAUUGCUCUAACUAUCUAUACUUUUAGACAUAAAAGAGCGCGUUACCAAACUGCCAUGCAAAGUGGAACAACUUUAAAAAAUUAUAAUCCUUGUUAA